This is a messenger RNA of Symbiodinium necroappetens, 459 nucleotides long. The record is from the annotation of a GenBank genome assembly. Lineage: Eukaryota; Dinophyceae; Suessiales; Symbiodiniaceae.
GAGUUCGAAACCAUUGUGAGAGGCAAGGUGCUGAAGCUUUUGGUCCAUCAACUGGCUAAUCAGGUCUUCUCGUAUUGGCGCAUAGUGCAGGCAUGUUGCCCUUUGCUGUGGUUUUACCUCGACGUGCCGAGUGUUCAUGAUGCUCGAGAAACACUCAAGGUAGCCGCUGUAGCGAGCGCAUACUCUUUCAUGCUUAUGCCAGCUGCUGCAUUGAUUUGCCUCCGCCUAGCCUACAGGAUGCGCAAACUCUUUCACGGGCGGUGCCGGAAGUUGCUGUUCUGUAUCGGUCUGGUAGCUGCAGGAGCACUGCUGUUUGCUGUCGGCUGGGCCUUCGAUUUCUUCCUUGAGACACUUUCCGUUCUUCAUUUCGGGACCGACCUACCUGGCAACUUUGCUUUCCUGGUAAUCGCCGGAGUGGUCAAUUUGCUGUUGUGGUACGGCUUGCCCGAUGAGACCUGA